GAAUUAAUAAUCCCCCCAUCAAUUCUGGCCUGGUUGCAGAGAAAGAUGGACCACGCUGCAGAAGCUCACCGGACGGACUUGAUGACCAUAACCAGGUUCGUGCUCAACGAGCAGUCCAAGCACCCCGGUUCUCGCGGCGACUUCACCAUCCUCCUCAGCCACAUUCUUCUCGGCUGCAAAUUCGUCUGCUCUGCCGUCAACAAGGCUGGUUUGGCAAAACUCAUAGGCCUAGCUGGGGAGACUAAUGUACAGGGUGAAGAACAAAAGAAGCUGGAUGUGCUCUCCAAUCAAGUUUUUAUCAAAGCCUUGGUUAGCAGUGGCCGAACAUGCAUUCUUGUCUCUGAGGAAGAUGAAGAAGCAACCUUUGUGAAGCCACCAUUGCAGGGAAAGUAUUGUGUUGUUUUUGACCCAUUGGAUGGAUCAUCAAACAUCGACUGUGGCGUGUCGAUUGGAACUAUCUUUGGAAUUUAUAUGAUCAAAGAUGAUCAUGAGCCAGAAUUAAAUGAUGUGUUGCAACCUGGGAAAAAUAUGCUAGCUGCCGGCUACUGCAUGUAUGGAAGCUCCUGCACAUUUGUCUUGAGCACAGGAUCUGGAGUCAAUGGUUUUACCCUUGACCCAUCACUAGGAGAAUUCAUACUUACUCAUCCAGAUAUCAAGAUCCCAAAGAAAGGAAAGAUCUAUUCUGUAAAUGAAGGAAAUACUAAAAACUGGGAUGGCCCAACGGCAAAAUAUGUUGAAAACUGCAAGUUCCCAAGUGAUGGUUCAUCACCAAAGUCUUUACGAUACAUUGGAAGCAUGGUUGCCGAUGUCCAUCGCACAUUACUGUAUGGUGGCAUAUUCAUGUACCCUGGUGAUAAGAAAAGUCCCAAUGGGAAGCUCCGGGUUCUAUAUGAAGUCUUUCCAAUGUCCUUUUUAAUAGAGCAGGCAGGAGGCCAAGCAUUUACAGGCAAACAAAGGGCCCUUGACUUGGUUCCGAAGAACAUACAUGACCGUUCUCCAUUAUUUCUUGGAAGUUAUGAUGAUAUUGAGGCAGUUAAAGCACUUUAUGCUGAUCUCGAUACUAAGGAAAUGUGAUGAAUCAUUUUCUGUAACAGCUUUUAACUAAUUGUAAUUCCGGUGUAAAAAAUGGCGUUUAGGGGCAAAAAUUCCCACAUUACUUAAAAAGUGAGAAGGGGUUACUUAAAUUCCCACAUUAGUUAAAAUUUUAUGCCAUUUAUCAUGGGUAUCAUUGGGUGAUAAUCUUUUGUGGUUUUUAUGCUAUUUACCAUUUUAC
Molecule: messenger RNA, 1273 nt
Organism: Cuscuta epithymum
Lineage: Eukaryota; Viridiplantae; Streptophyta; Magnoliopsida; Solanales; Convolvulaceae
Source: the annotation of a GenBank genome assembly